AAUUAAUAUUCAAACAAAUAUCACAUUCAAUUAAAUAUGAUCAUCAUUGUAUAAAAGAUUGUAAUAAUGGUGGCCGAUCAUCAACGUUAUCAUCGUCAUCAUCAAAUUAUCGUUCAAUUCUUUCAAAUAUUGAUGGCUAUGCUAGCCCUGGUCAAAUAUUGGCCAUUAUGGGUCCAUCCGGUAGUGGUAAAACAACAUUUUUAAAUAUAUUAAGUGGACGUACAAAACCAUCAAUCAGUGGUGAUAUAUCAAUGAAUGGACAAUCGAUGAAUAAACAACUUCGUCGUCGUAUAUGUUAUGUACUACAACAGGAUAUAUUUUUUCCAAAUCUUACAUUGAAACAAACAUUAAUGUAUACGGCAAGACUUCGAUUGCCAGAAUCGAUGAUGAAUAAUGAAAAAUUAACAUUGAUUGAUAAAAUAAUUGAAGAAUUGCAGCUAAAAAAUUGUGAAAAUACAAUAAUCGGUGACAUUUGUCAUCGUGGCCUAUCAGGUGGUGAAAAGAAACGAGCAAAUAUUGCCUGUGAAUUGUUGACAAAUCCAAGUGUUUUGAUUCUUGAUGAACCAACAUCUGGCCUUGAUUCAUGUACAGCACAUAAAUUGAUACAAAUAUUGAAAAAUUUUGCCCUAAAACGAAAAAAAACGAUUGUCAUGUCCAUACAUCAACCGUCAUCGAAAAUGUUUUACAUGUUGGAUAAUUUAUUGCUACUAUCUAAUGGUCAAUCGGCUUAUUUUGGCAAUACACAUGAUGUUGUACCAUUUUUCACUCGUAUUGGUUAUUGUAUCAAUAUACAUUAUAAUCCAGCUGAAUUUAUAUUGGAAAAAAUUAAAGAUAAUGAUUGUCAUUUGAAAAUUAUUGAUGCAGCUAAAGAAUUACCUAAAUCACCGAAAAUAUUGAAAAAAAUUGAUCUUCAAACCAUUGAUGUUCAUGAUCAUCCACAUCAUGAUGACCAUCAUCACGAUGACCACCACCACCACCAUCAUCAUCAUCAUUCAUCUGAUUAUAAUCAUCAUAAAUUUCCAAGCGAUAAUGAUUCGGGUCGGUCAUCUUGGUCUGAUCGUAGCUCUACAUUUUCAUCAAAUUCUUAUAUUCGUGAUGAAUGUGAAACGAAGAAAAACCAUAAUCAUCAUCAUUCGAAAAUAAUGGCAAAUGGUGAAAUUGAACAUUCGAAUAAUAAUAAGGAACGUAAAUGGCCAACAACAUUAUGGACACAGGUCAAAGUAUUGACUGAACGAAAUUUUCUUGAAGCACGACAUCGAAUGUUAUCGAAAUUGAAUUGGAUUCAAACUAUUGGUCUGGCAUUGGUUGUUGGAUUACUUUGGUUUCAAAUUGAACGCAAAGAAGAUACAAUGAAUGAUAUUCGUGGUUGGAUGUUUUUUGCCACUACUUAUUGGAUGCAAUUUGGCCUAUUUCAAGCAUUAUUAUCAUUCCCACCUGAACGUCAAGUUAUUAAUAAGGAACGAUCAUCCGGUGCUUAUAGAUUAUCUGCAUAUUAUAUUGCUAAAAUGAUUGGGGAAUUACCUCUUACCAUUGCAUUGCCAACCGUAUUCUUUAUCAUAUCAUAUCCAAUGUUAGGAUGGACUUGUUUCAUUACGGCCAUUUAUUUAUGGUUUUUUCUUAUCAUAUCAAUAAUUUGUGCUCAAAGUUUUGGCCUAUUUAUCGGUGCAUUGUGUUCAAAUAUUGAAGUUUCCGUUACCAUUUCGGCAUUAUAUUCAUUAUCAACAAUGUUAUUUGCCGGUUAUUAUGCAGCUAUACCAUCAUGGCUUUCAUGGACACGUUAUUUUUCUAUUAUUUAUUAUGCAUUUCAAAAUAUGCAGCUAAUUGAAUUUGGUGGAACAAAUCUCAGAUGUUCCGAAUCGUUAUCGAAAUUCCAAUAUUGUAAUCAAUCAUUGGAUAAAAAAUCUGCAUACAUUCCAAAAUUUGAAUUGGAAUCAAAUUUAGAUCUAAUGAAUCCAGAUACUAAACCAUUACCAAUAUGGUUCAAUACAAUAAUAUUGUUAUUAUUUCUAUUAUUAUUUCGAUUAAUGGGAUAUCUUGUAUUACGAUAUUCACGUAAACCAACCACCUGUUGACCUGAUCAUCAUCAUCAUAAUAAUAAUUCAACCAAAAAAAAAACAAAACAAAACAAAACAGAAACCAACGUGCCAAGAAAUAUUCCGAAAAAAUUUUUAAAAAAAAAUCAACAAACCCACACACACACACACACACACGUGUACACACACAUCAAAAUUGUAGAUGACUUAUUUUCAUUGCUCAGCUAAAUAAGAUAAAAAUCAUAUAUCACAAAACAAACCGAAACAUAAUCAUCAUCAUGAUCCAGAAAUACCGAUAAUAUAUCCAGUUUAUUCAACAAUAAACACAAACACUGGUCAUUUGAAAAGUUUUCAAUCAUCAUCAUCAUUUUUAAUUUAA
Molecule: messenger RNA, 2412 nt
Organism: Dermatophagoides farinae (American house dust mite)
Lineage: Eukaryota; Metazoa; Arthropoda; Arachnida; Sarcoptiformes; Pyroglyphidae
Product: ABC transporter G family member E23
Biological process (GO): transmembrane transport
Cellular component (GO): plasma membrane
Molecular function (GO): ABC-type transporter activity; ATP hydrolysis activity; ATP binding
Source: RefSeq, a predicted model, not a curated record